AUGGAUUGGAUAAGUGAGUUGCCUGAAGAUCUCCUCUUGAGGAUAUUGUCUUCACUUAAUGCUAAAGAUGUUGCCGCCACAAUGGUUUUGUCAAAACGAUGGAAAUUUCUUUGGAUGCUUGUACCAAAACUCAUAUACGACGAAGAUAUCUAUGGUCAGAAGUAUGAAAGUUUUUCGCGCUUUGUAUACAGGUCUUUGCUCUUGCACGAGGCUCCACAUCUACAAACUGUGCAUUUCAAACUCAGUGAUAACCGUGGUGAUGUAGAUAUCGGAGUAUGGAUUACAAACGUAGUCAAACGCUGGGUGCGUGAGCUGAUUAUCGAGAUUGAUUUACGUUCAUCCCGAGUCACACUUCCUGUGAGCUUGUAUACAUGUUGCAGGAUGCUUGUGACGUUGAAACUAAGCAACGUUACUCUUCGUGAUGCUUCUUGCUCGUUUUCUUUUCCAUCUUUAAAAAGUUUGAGUCUUUUAUCCGUCAAGUACCCUGGUGAUGAAUUUGUCAAGACGUUUCUGUCAAGUUGUCAUGUUCUUGAAGACUUGCAUGUGAAACAAUGUCUAGAUGACAAUGUUACCGUUUUCGCCGUGAGAGUGCCUUCUCUAAAGAGUUUAUCAUUGCAUACCGAUGAUCCUGAUUCUGAUUCUGAUCCUGAUGAAGAUGAAGAUGAAGAUAGUGGGUUUGUGAUAGAUGCUCCUUCCUUGGAGUGUUUGGACAUUCAUGAUCAUAGCGGUGAGUUUUGUAUCAUUGAGAAUGAUAUGCCUAAGGUUUUAACGGCAAGUGUGGACGUAGGUUAUUUUGUUCCUGCCAAGAUUCUUGGUUCUAUUAUUUCAGUGAAGCAUCUCGAUAUUUGUUUAGCAGAUUCAGAGUAUCCUUUUGGUAGUGUCUUCCACAGUCUUGUUCAUUUAAAGAUAUGCACGUGUCACCCGGAGUGGUUGGAACUACUCAUGUGUUUGCUAAGAGCAUCUCCUAAUGUACAAGCUCUUAUAAUGGACCAGCAUCAUCAUGAACUUUGGGAUGAAGACUCGCGCCCGAGCUGGACCAAACCGAGCUCAGUUCCUGAAUGCGUGUUAUCGAGUCUUCAAACUCUUUGGGUUGCCGACUAUGAAGGAACAGAUGUAGAAAAAGAAAUGGUGGCAUAUAUCUUAAGAAAUGCCAAGUGUUUAAAGAAGGCAACUAUCUCCAUAGACCCUUGCAAGAAAAUUGAGAUGGCCAAGGAGUUGUUAUCUCUCUCAAGGUGUUCAAGCACAUAUAAUCUUAAAUUUGACUGA
Messenger RNA from Microthlaspi erraticum, 1266 nucleotides. The record is from the annotation of a GenBank genome assembly. NCBI's taxonomy places the organism in Eukaryota, Viridiplantae, Streptophyta, Magnoliopsida, Brassicales, Brassicaceae.